Archocentrus centrarchus (flier cichlid) is the source of this 1339-nucleotide messenger RNA. Its product is annotated as annexin A2-like. The transcript is spliced from 13 exons. Gene Ontology annotation, cellular component: nucleus; cytoplasm; vesicle membrane. The coding region runs from base 100 to 1113 and encodes 337 amino acids. Gene Ontology annotation, molecular function: cytoskeletal protein binding; calcium ion binding; calcium-dependent phospholipid binding. The record is from RefSeq and is a predicted model, not a curated record. Lineage: Eukaryota; Metazoa; Chordata; Actinopteri; Cichliformes; Cichlidae.
GUCUUUUCAUAUCUCUGAAAAGUUGAGCCUCCACACCCAUUUAAACAUCACCAGGACAAAUCUGCAUCGUCUCAGCUUUUCCAGCUCAGGACAGUAAAGAUGGCUUUGGUAUCAGAGUUUCUGGGACAGCUGUCUCUCAACAUUGGGGGUCAUGAACCCUUGUUCCCCACUGUGGUACCUGCUGUGAACUUUGACCCUGAUAAAGACGCUGCCAGAAUAGAGACUGCUAUCAAAACCAAAGGUGUGGAUGAGCAGACCAUCAUUGAUGUCCUAACAAAGCGGACGUACGCCCAAAGGAGAGAGAUUGCGUUUUCAUAUGAAAGGAUGGCAAAGAAGGACAUGAUCUCAGCCCUGAAGGGUGCCUUGUCUGGCUCACUGGAAAACGUAAUCCUUGGACUGAUGAAGAGCACGGCACAGUAUGACGCCACAGAAAUCAGGGGAUCCAUCAAGGGCUUAGGAACUGAUGAAGAAACUCUGAUUGAGAUUUUGUGCUCACGUAGUAAUGAGGAGCUGGUAGAAAUCAAGAGGGUCUACAAGGAAUUGUUCAAGAAGGAACUGGAGAAAGACGUGGCUGGUGAUACUUCUGGAAACUUUGCUAAGUUGCUGUUGGCUCUUGUGCAGACCAAGAGAGCUGAACUGUCCUCUAUUAUAGACUAUGAAAAGAUUGAUGAGGACGCCAGGGCUCUCUAUGAUGCUGGAAUAAAAAUUAAAGGUACUGAUGUGGCAACCUGGAUCUCCAUUAUGUCUGAGAGAAGCGUACCCCACCUGCAAAAAGUGUUUCAGAAGUACAAGAGUUACAGCCCCUACGACAUGCAGGAGAGUAUUGUGAAGGAAGUUAAAGGAGACUUGCAAAGGUCCUUCCUGGUGCUAGUUGACUGCUUUGAAAACAAACAGCUGUACUUCGCCAAAAGACUGAAUGAAGCCAUGAAGAGUAAAGGAGCCAAAGAGAAGGUAGUGACCAGAAUUAUUGUGUCACGCUGUGAGGUGGACCUGAAAAAGAUCUGCUCUGAAUACAAGUCCUGUUUUGGGCAGUCGCUGCAGCAGACUAUUAUGGAACAUACAAAGGGAGACUACCAGAAGGUACUGCUUGGCCUCUGUGGACCAGAGCAAUAAAAAGAGUAAGCAGAUUCAAAAGAGCUUUUCUAUAUUCAACUGGAAAAUCGGGCUUUGAAUAUUACCUGGAGCUGAUCUCUGCGACAAAAACUCAUCUCACUUUUUGUGGACACGCAUUUGAAUGCAACAUUCAAGGAGAAAUGUCUGUUUUGUUUUCUUCAAUACACUAAGAAUCUGUUACAGUGUUUGUUAUUCCAAAACGGAAAUAAAAGUUGCUUUGUUUGAA